Anopheles coustani is the source of this 7182-nucleotide messenger RNA. It is a transcript of the gene Zir, whose product is annotated as dedicator of cytokinesis protein 7. The transcript is spliced from 7 exons. Gene Ontology annotation, molecular function: guanyl-nucleotide exchange factor activity. The record is from RefSeq and is a predicted model, not a curated record. Bases 96 to 6335 code for a protein of 2079 amino acids. Gene Ontology annotation, biological process: small GTPase-mediated signal transduction; positive regulation of GTPase activity. Lineage: Eukaryota; Metazoa; Arthropoda; Insecta; Diptera; Culicidae.
GUGCUACUACGUGUGAAAAGCAGUGAGUCAAAGGUGCGUUAAAAAAGUAAAGUUCGAUUUAAACGUGCCCACAUCCGUUAAGUAAAACAGUUACGAUGUCGUCUGCACAGCGUGCAUUCGCUUCGAAACUGACAAAGCACAAUUCUUCCGACAUCCGUAAAAACGUGGCAAAUUACCAACUUUUAUCGAAAAGCGACAGCAGCUCCGUAUGCAGCUCUUCGAUUUCUUUGUGCGAACUGGUGGAACCCAUCGACUAUGAGGAGUUUCUGGCGCAACAUAGCACCCUGGUGCAGAAGGAUCACCUAAGGUCCAUCCUCGAUUUCCCUCCCGGAGAUGUGCAGGUGAAAAUUGUGCCUCGAAAAAUUCGCACCAUCGAGCAUGUUGUCCCGAAGGAGCCGCUGGAAGAGUUGCCCCUUUACGUGCAGCAUUGCGUCGAUUGCUUCACGCGACCAUGGAAAGUGGUGGAGCUGUCCGCCCGCCAUCACUCCAGCUCGUGCAGUGCCCGCGAACGGAAGGAUAAAGGGGCGCUUAGUCCCACCUCGUACCAGCAGGAGUUCGAAAUUGAUCGUGAUUUCGGGUGCUUGGUAUCGCUGGAUGAGUCAGUCACGUCGACCACACUGUACGCGAGUGAAAGCUGCACGCCCAGCAGCCGUCAAUCGAUCGCUAGCCUAUCGUCGGUGUCCACCUGCACGGACACGCUUACGCCGCGUGGCUCGUGGGCAUCGUUCGAUCUGCGAAGCUCGGUCAAUGAUCCUCUGAUUACGGGCGUUCUGGAGCGGGUACCUCCGGAAAGCAUCGACCAAAGCAAUGAAGCAAAACGACAAGAAGAGCGCCAGCAGGCCCUGUUCGGGUUGUACGCCGAGGGUGAAAUGGAGGAUGCGAUCGAGAAACGACUCCCGGCGGAGAUGCCGAUGGAACAUCUGGGAAACCGAAUUCACGUGAAAUGCCUGCACCUUAAGCUGGAGUUGGAAGUCGAGCCGAUUUUCGCGUCGAUGGCCAUAUACGACGCAAAGGAGAAGAAGAAACUGUCGGAAAAUUUCUACUUCGAUAUGAACACGGAAUCACUGCGGCGCAUGCUGGUGAACCAUGUGCCGACCGCCGACAUCAGCACGCAAGCUCGUGAGGCCAUUUUCGACAUCACGAACCCCAGCAAUGAGCUGUACCUGGUUAUAAGACUGGAAAAAGUGCUUCAGGGAGACAUCAAAGACUCGGUCGAGCCGUACCUCAAGGACGACAAGGAUAAGUAUAAAGAUAAGGCCAAGUCGAACGCGGCCGAUUACUGCGAGCGGCUGGGAAAGUACCGUAUGCCUUUCGCCUGGACGGGCAUUUAUCUCACGAGCAUCUUCAAUGGCGACAGCAUGGAGAAGGAGGACCGCGAAAGUAUUGGUUCGGCAUCGAGCUCGAACAGUUUGGAUCGUAAAUCUUCCACCAGCAGCUUCGAUCAGUUUCGCAAGCGAGCCAGCGACAUGGGUACACUGACGCGUCGUGGUUCACUAGAACGUAAGAUGGAAAAGCGACGAUCCUGGUCGCCGGACGACUUUGCCAACAGCAUCGAAACGUUCCGACCCAUCACCAUUACGGUGGCGAGCUUCUUCAAGCAGGAGUCCGAUAAAAUGAAGGACGAAGAGCUGUACAAGUUUCUGCCGGAGCUGAAACGACCGGCAGCGCUGAUGAAAAAGCACAAAUGCAUACCGGGCUCGAUCAAGGUAGAGAUUUUGCCGGCUCCGGAAGAGCUAAAGUACGCUCUAACGCCCGAGCUGGCGAAAAUCGAUCCCUACCCCGACGGCCACACGCGCCCGGUGAAGGAGAUACUGGAAUUUCCAUCGACUCCGGUCCUGAAUCCACACUACGCCUACCGGAACAUGUUGUUCGUAUCACCGAAGGAACUAAACUUCUCUACCCGAGCCGGUUCCGCACGCAACAUUGCCGUGCGUGUGCAGUUGAUGGCCGGCGAGAAGCAAAACGACGCCCUGCCGGCCAUAUUCGGCCGAAGCUCUUGUGCCGAGUUUAGCACCGAGGCGUACAGUGCCGUCAAUUAUCACAACAAGCAGCCAACGUUUUACGACGAAAUCAAAAUCGAACUUCCCGCCAAUCUGAAGCAGAACCAUCACAUACUUUUCACCCUAUUUCACGUGUCCUGUCAGAAGAAACCGCAAGAACUACAGUCAACGGUGGAGACGCCGGUCGGUUUCACCUGGCUGCCGGUGCUAAAGGACGGCGGACAUCUGAACGUGGGCGAAUUUAACCUUCCCGUCAUGGUCGAAGAACCUCCGAGCAACUAUUCGUUCAUUCCGCCGGACGUGCAGCUUCCCGGGACGAAGUGGCUAGAUAACCACCGGCAGGUGUUCUCGGUGACGAUCGAUGCCGUCACGUCGGUGCACGCGCUGGACGAUUAUCUGGAUAAGUUUAUCUAUCUUUGCGAGUGUCUCGAUAUGCGCAAGGUGCCGCCCCGCAUCGGCGAGGGCAACAUGGAGAAGGAGUUCAAAAAGACGCUCCAGGAGCUGCAGGCGGCCGACCAGGAGCAGCUGGUGAAGAACCUACAGGUCAUACUGGACAAACUGAUUGAGCUGCUGGUGACGAGUUAUAAAAUUGGCGGAGAAGCGCUCUCGCUCGGGCAGACCGUGUUUGAAACGAUCUGUCAGAUAUCGGAUAAAAUAUUCUUUCUGCAGCCGGAAGAACGCUACGGACGACAGAACAUCCUCAGCACGUACAUCCAAUUCCAGUGCAAGAUUCCCCACCCGAUGGAUCCGAAGUGUAAACUCGCCUCACUCCAGAUGCCCAUAAGGCGUCCAGCGUCGGCAGAGGAAAUGAACCGCAGCACCAGUAACCCCGACCUGCUGGCACUGGUGGACCUGGGCACGAGUCGUACCGUCGAUCGGGCGCUCAACAUCCGUUCCGACGGAUGCUCGCCGGGAUCGGGCGUGAAGGAUGGGUUGGUGCGACUGUUGCACGAAGAAAUAGCACUGAACUGGGUAGUGGCCAGCGGUUCGGCGGCCGAGCUGUCCAUGACCAACUCGUGGAUGCUGUUCGAGCUGAUCGUGAAAAGCAUGAUCGAGCACCUGGACCUAACGAACGCGCUGAAUUCGCCGCGCAAAAGUCGGUUCCCGCAUCAGUACACGGACGAUAUUGCUACGCUCGUGCAUCUCGUAACGACGAAGGUGGUCGGCUACAAUAGCAGCGAUCCGAAGCUGGCACAGUCGAUCAAUUCCAGCCUAGCAUUUUUCAUCUUCGAUCUGCUGAGCAUCAUGGACCGUGGCUUUGUGUACGGGUUAAUCAAGACGUACUACAAGGUGAUCAUGACGAAAAGUUCGUCCACACCGGACAUGAUUCAUUACAAGCUGGACUUUUUGCGAAUCGUCUGUAGCCACGAGCAUUUUGUAGCAUUGAAUCUCCCCUUCGGUACGCCGUACACGGUCCUAUCAGCCCCGUGCAGUCCAACGCCGAGCGUUACCUCGAACAACAGUCAAAACUCGUACGUCAGCGCAAUGACGGGUAACGAUCGUGGCCUCUACUCGGAUCUAAGCGUAGAGUUUCGUCAACAACACUUCCUGGUCGGGUUGGUACUGCAGGAGCUUUCCAACGUGCUGGACAUUUCGAACACGCAGCUGCACGGUAAAGCAAUCCGCUGCCUUCGCAAUCUACUCACCUCGCACGAUCUCGACCCGCGAUACAGUGAGGUGGAGGCACGGGCCCGCGUAGCCGCCCUCUAUCUGCCACUGCUGGGCAUCGUGAUGGACGUCAUUCCGCAGCUGCACAUUCCCGUGUCACAGUCGCACGAUCGGCUCAAUACGAUCGGCCAGCUGGAUGACUAUCAAGGGCCAUCUGGUGCGGUGCCGGCAACCAGCACCAUCAGCCCCGAGGUAGCCUUUGCCAUCUCGGGCAUCCGGCGCUACAGUUACGUGUCGGAAACGCCGAAACCCAAGACCGCUCUCACCGGUGACACGCGCCACCUGCUGGCUUGCUUCCUGUGGGUGCUGAAGAACCUCGAACCCAGCACGCUCGUCAAGUACACGAUGGGUCUCAGUCCGCAUCGUGUCCACCAGAUGUUGCAGGUGCUGAACAUCUGCAUACCGAACUUUGAGUACCGCGGCAAAAAGCAACCGGCCAGCGCCUCCAAGCGGAACACCUCGAGCUUCCGCAAAACGCCGGACAUGCGUGAAAAGCUGGAAGAAUUUAUCCGCGGCACCGGUUCGGCUCGCAACGACCUGAUCAACCGGCGCAAGGAUGGACGUAACUCGACGGAGAAGCUGCGCUGGAAGAAGGACCAGAUACGGACACAGUUCUACGAUAGCAACAUCAAGAACGAGGCCGAACUCGAGAUGAGCAACUUCAUCGAGGGAUCGCUCGCGACGGAAGUAUGCCUGACUAUUCUCGACACGCUCGAGAUGAUCGUGCAAGUGGCGUCGUCCUCCGAAAUGCAUCACAAUUUGCUCGGUACCGUGCUGAAGGUGCUGCUGCAUGCUCUCUCGCGCAACCAGAGCACGCUGGCACUGCAGAAUCUGUUCGCGUCGCAGCGUUCGCUGGUCUUCAAGUACCACAAUCUGCUCUUUGAUGAAGAAACGGACAACUGUGCAGAUUUGUGCUUGCUGCUGUUGAAGCAUUGCGGUUCACAGCUGCCCACCGUGCGGUCACAGGCGGCUGCCUCGUUGUAUUUGCUGAUGAGACAAAAUUUUGAAAUUGGAAAUAAUUUUGCACGUGUUAAAAUGCAAGUGACCAUGUCGCUGAGUUCGCUCGUCGGAACCAGCUCAUCGUUCAGCGAGCAAUCGUUGCGGAGAGCACUGAAAACCAUUCUCGUUUACGCCGAGUCGGACACCGAUCUUCAGGAAACGUCGUUUCCCGAGCAGGUUCAGGAUCUGCUGUUCAACCUGCACAUGAUCCUCUCCGACACGGUCAAGAUGAAGGAGUACCAGGAGGACCCGGAAAUGUUGCUCGACUUGAUGAACCGCAUAGCCAAGGGAUACCAAAACUCCCCGGACCUGCGCCUCACGUGGCUGGAGAACAUGGCCAAAAAGCACACCGAACGGGCGAACCACACCGAGGCGGCCAUGUGCUACGUCCACAGCGCGGCCCUGGUGGCGGAGUAUCUGAGCAUGCUCGAAUCGCAAACCCACCUGCCCGUUGGUGCCGUCUCGUUCAAGCACAUUUCCCCCAACGCGCUGAUGGAGUCGGCCGUCUCGGAUGAUGUGGUCAGUCCGGGCGAAGAUGGCAUCUGUCUCGGGAACAGCUUCACCGAGGGUGGCCUAAAGCAGCUGCUGGAUCAUGCGGCUGGCGCGUUCCAGGCCGCCGGCAUGUACGAAGCGAUGAACGACGUCUACAAGGUGCUGAUACCGAUUUGCGAGGCCAAUCGGGACUUCCGCAAGCUGGCGCAAAUCCACGGUAAGCUGCUGGAAGCGUUCAAUCGCAUCGCGCAGCUGCAGGGCAAGCGGGUCUUCGGAACCUACUUUCGGGUGGGUUUCUACGGCACCAAGUUUGGCGAUCUCGACCAGCAGGAGUUCAUCUACAAGGAGCCGACGCUCACGAAGCUGCCGGAGAUUUUCAGUCGAUUGCAGAACUUUUACGCCGACCGAUUCGGCCCGGAUGUGGUGCAGAUCAUAAAGGACUCAAAUGCCGUCGAAGUGGGCAGUUUGGAUCCGGAGAAAGCCUACAUACAGAUUACGUACGUAGAGCCGUACUUUGAAACGUACGAGCUACGCUACAGAGAAACGUAUUUCGAGCGUAACUUCAAUAUAAAGCGUUUCAUUUUCGCAACACCUUUCACCAAAUCGGGCAAAGCACACGGAGAUCUGCACGAGCAGUGCAAGCGCAAAACGAUCCUCACCACGGCCAACCACUUUCCGUACGUAAAAACGCGCAUUCAGGUCGUCCACCGCCAGCAGAUAGUGCUCGAGCCAAUCGAGGUGGCCAUUGAGGAUAUACAGAAGAAGACGGCAGAGCUGGCCACGGCUACCACGCAGGAGCCGGCCGAUCCAAAGAUCCUGCAAAUGGUGCUGCAGGGAUGCAUCGGUACCACCGUCAACCAGGGCCCAAUGGAGAUGGCUCACGUGUUUCUGUCCAGCAUUGCGAACGGAAACACCAUACCGACGAAGCACCAGAACAAACUGCGACUUUGUUUUAAGGAUUUCUCCAAAAAAUGCGCCGAUGCGUUGAAGAAAAACCGUAAUCUCAUCCUACCCGAUCAGAAGGACUAUCAGAAGGAACUGGAACGCAACUAUCAGGUGUUCACCGAACGCCUUUCGCCGCUUAUUACCAUCAGCCCUUCGCAGGCCCAAGGGUUAGUGGCGGUAAAGAACGAUAUGCACAACAACAAUCGGUUAACCUGUACGCUGCGUUUUUAAAGCGAACCCCACGCACUAUACAAUGCUCUCUUAAUCCUCUCUAUAAUUUAAUUUGCAAGAGUAUCUCACCGUUAUGAUUUAUUCGGAAGCGGAAAACAAUUUAACCAAAAAAAUAUCAUUAUUCCUGUAAGUUCAUUGAUAGGACAAAAACGAAGUCGGGAGACAGUACGUGUGCGAUUAUUGCUAAUCAUAUUUGUCAUAUUUGUAGUAGCGUUAAGAUAUUCGAAACAUUAUUAAAAUGUUCAUUUUGUAUGCACAAGGUAGAUUAGUGUGAACGGUGCACAGAACCGAUGCGUUUGUUUGAACAUAGAAUAUUUGUUUGAUCACACAAUACAAGCACCUAUUAAAACGUUGCUCUCUAUACCUCAUUUGAAGUUCAAUCUUGAAUAUGAAUUUAUCUCUUUAAGUUAGAAAAAAGAAGUUGGAAUUACUGCCACCGAUUCGUAUAUCUCUAGCAAUGCGAGUAGUGAGUGCCAAAGAAUUGAAAAUAACCAGCAACAUAAUGCAAGGUUCUAGAAGCAUAACUAAGCAGAACAACACUCGCGGUUCAAUUAGAUUGUGUUUGCUUUCGCACCAGAUUCGAAUGGUUCUUGUUCUACUUUCAGUUGAGAAUUUAUGCAAGAUUCUCGUUUUAAGUAGACUAUUCUGCUCUCCAUCGAACUUAGACAGUAAUUGUCACUUUGAAACGCUGAGAGUUGUGUUUGAAUUGAUACUAGGGUCAGCAUUGCUUGAAAUGCAAGAAGCAGGAAAAGCGUGUGGCAAAUACUUUAUACGAAAGAAGAAAAUUCAACAGUGAGCUUUUUCAUACGUACCAUGGUAAUAAACAUAACAUAUUAUUGGCAAUACA